Molecule: messenger RNA, 4109 nt
Organism: Oryzias latipes (Japanese medaka)
Lineage: Eukaryota; Metazoa; Chordata; Actinopteri; Beloniformes; Adrianichthyidae
Gene: sez6l2
Product: seizure related 6 homolog (mouse)-like 2
Biological process (GO): synapse maturation; regulation of protein kinase C signaling
Cellular component (GO): neuronal cell body; endoplasmic reticulum
Source: RefSeq, a predicted model, not a curated record
CGAAUGCGUCAACCGCGCAGUAACCAGCUUACAGGGGCAUCUCACCAGCUCAAAGCACAGCCGUGUUUCUGGCCUAAAGCAACAGCAUACCAGCUGAAGUAGAAAAAAGACGGGAUUUGUGGGCUGCAGAGGAGGACAGGUCAUCCAGUUUCAUGCAAAACCAUGGGAUACACACGUUUUGCUGUGAUGCUGCUCGUCUCCAUGGUCCAGCUUGUUUCAGGCAUGAGUUUCAUGACCCCUGAGCCGGACAUCCCACCCACACCAGCCCGGGACUCGUACCCGCCCGAAGACCUUAUCCAUGCAGCUCUGCAAAGUAAGAAGUACUUAGGACAGGCGUCUGCAGGUACUACCACCAAUCCAACACAGGCCGUGCCUGAGUUCAAGCAAACAGAGUCUACAGCGACACCCCUAUCUCCUGGAUUUCUCACCACUUCAAUAAGCUCUUCUUCCACCGCUGGCCAGCCAGGAUCAAGGAAUCCAAUAUCUCUGCUGGAGGAGGAGACAACCACCACUCUGAUAACCACAACCACCAUAACCACCAUGCACAUGCCAGUGCAAUGCAAUGCAAGCCUGUCAGCUAUGGAGGAUGUUGUUGAGUCACCUGAUCAUGCAUCUUCAUCUCCCCUGGAAUGCACCUACAGCAUUACUGUAUAUCCUGGCUAUGGUGUGGAAAUUAAGGUGAGGAAGGCCAACCUUUCAAAGGAAGAGUCGUUGAUGAUAAUGGGCCGUGGAGGUUCAGGACCGGAGCUAUUAGCCAAUGAAACUCUGAUGAAGGAAGGCCAGGUGAUUCGCAGUACAACCAAUCAGGUGUACAUUCACUAUCGCAGCCUGCGACAGUCCAACCACGGCACAUUCAGCCUCCAUUAUCAAGCGUUUCUUCUGUCCUGCCCAUUCCCCAUGUCGCCUGAGGGUGGUGGAGUAACAGUCACUGACAUUCAUCCUGGAGGACAGGCCCACUUCCACUGUGACCGAGGCUUCCAGAUCCGUGGUCAUGAGGUGGCCACAUGCGUCAACACAACUCAGCCACACUGGAGCACUCCAGGGCCCCAGUGUGUCGUGGUGUCCUGUGGAGGGUGGAUUCGUAACGCAACCGUUGGACGAAUUCUGUCUCCACCUCCUUCGUCCAGCAGCAACCAUAGCAACGGAAAUAAUCUGACCUGCCACUGGCUGAUAGAGGCCAAAGAGGGGCACAAACUCCAUCUGCACUUUGAGAGGAUUGCACUCGAUGAAGACAAUGAUAAGUUGAUUGUGCGAAGCGGUAACAGUUCUGUGUCGGCUCCCCUCUUUGACUCGGAUCUGGAUGACGUUCCGGAGCGUGGGCUUCUGAGUGAGAGCUCCACUCUGUACCUGGAGCUCACAGCUGAUUCCUCCGCCAUCCCUCUGCUACUGGCACUGCGAUAUGAGGCUUUUGACGACGAGCACUGCUGGGAGCCCUUCAUGCCGAACGGAAAUUUUACCAGUAGUGACAUUAGCUACCAGCUGGGGACCAUUGUCACCUUCAGCUGCUCUCCAGGUUUCAUCAUGGAUCCUGGUUCAGGAACCAUUGAGUGCGUGGACCCCAACAAUCCACACUGGAAUGACAGUGAACCUGUGUGCAAAGCUCUGUGUGGAGGGGAGCUGUCCGACCCCUCAGGUCCCAUCCUGUCCCCUGAUUGGCCCCAGAGUUACUCCAAGGGCCUGGACUGUGUGUGGCAGAUCCAUGGUAAUGAGGAGAAGCACAUUGAACUGGAUAUCAGGACUUUAAACAUUAGCCAGAAUGAUGUGCUGACGGUUUUUGAUGGGCGGGACGUCAUGUCACGCGUGAUUGGCCAAUAUCAGGGAUCCAAAGAGCGUUUCCAGGUUGUUUCUACUGGCUCUGAGGUCACAAUCCAGUUCCAGAGCGACCCAGAGGACGCCGCUUCUGUCCUGAAUCGGGGGUUCUUUAUUCAGUAUCGUGAAGUGGAGCCUAACGACACUUGCCCCACCCUCCCCGAAAUUGAGUUCGGCUGGAGCAGCUCGUCCCACUCCUUCCCUGUGAGGGGCAGCGUGCUGACCUAUCAGUGCCAACCUGGGUACGACAUCAGCGGCUCGGACAUCAUCACCUGCCAGUGGGACCUGUCUUGGAGUAGCAGCCCACCCACUUGUGUCAAAGUCCCACAGUGUCUUGAUCCAGGAGAGGUGGUAAAUGGAGCGCGCUCCGUGCGUCCUGAAGCGGGUUUUGUGGUCGGAACGGUGGUGCGCUUUUCUUGUAACCAAGGCUACCAACUGGAAGGUCCCAGCCAAAUCUCCUGCCAUGGACGAGACACAGGAACCCCCAAAUGGAGUGACCGCAGCCCCAAGUGUGUCUUGAAAUAUGAUCCGUGCCCAAACCCCGGAGUCCCCGACAAUGGCUAUCAGACUUUGUACAAACACAACUACCAGGCUGGAGAAACUCUGCGUUUCUUCUGUUAUGAGGGCUACGAGCUGAUCGGGGAAGUCAUCAUCACAUGUGUUCCUGGCCAUCCUUCUCAGUGGAACAACCCACCACCCUUCUGCAAAGUGGCCUAUGAGGAGCUUUUGGAUGAUCACAAGUCAGAUGUGUCCCAGUCCUAUGAGAUGUCCCCGCAGAUGCUGAGCGAAAACAUUGCCUUGGCGAUAAUCUUGCCAAUAAUCCUGGUCAUCCUCCUGAUCGGAGGAAUUUACAUGUACUAUUCAAACAUUUGCAGACUAGAAUGGAAGCCACGCUUCUGGAAGUCUCUCUCCCACACACACUCCUACAGUCCAAUUACGGUGGAAUCAGAUUUCAACAACCCUCUGUAUGAAGCCGGGGAUACACGGGAGUAUGAAGUGUCCAUCUAAAAAAUGUUGAGGAUGAGAAAAAAAAAACACAAACACCAGGGAGUAAAUUGCUAAGAAACGAUUUUUGUAUUAAAAGGCCUCAUUUCCCUUUAAUUGUCCAUGUUUUUUUACACUUGUGUUCUCUCAUCACUUUAUAUCUGGUCUAAAAGUCAUGAAAGUGCUUCUUUUUUUUACGUUAAUCAGAUGUGGAGACCUAAAAAAUGUAAAUUUUGUUUGAUGGUCAGGUUUUGUGUGGUUUACUAAGACCGGUGCCUUAUAAAAAGGUAAAGAAAUUGGUAAAACAAGGAAAAGCAGAUACAGAGGAAGAACAGCUAAGGGUAGGAGGAUAGGGGGAAAAUAUUUUAAGUCAUUAUGAGGCCAAAAAUUCUAAAAAAGGCAUGGUAAUAGUUUUAUUUGUAACAAUCGCAAGUUACUGUCAUUACUACACAAAACAUAAUGAAUGUUUCUGUUUAUUUCUGGUGACUAUAAAAUAAGUGGCUUUUAUUCAAUUUUGCACAGUUUCACUGUUAAUGAUAUUUUGCUUUAAAAUUGUGGAAAAAAAAUGAUUUUCUUUCUUCAUGUUUUUUCACAAUAUGUGUAAAACAGUCACGGAAACUGAAUGUAAAUAUUGGACUUCAUAUUGGCGGAGGUUAAUAUAUAUAUAUAAAUCAUCAUAAAUAUAUAUGAGCCUCAAAUGAUAUAUAUAUACUCUUUAACAUGGUGACAGGAGGUUACUUUUUUCAUUAUAUACAGAUAAUGAAAAGUCAGUGCCAAAUUAGAAUGUUAAAUAAUUUAAUGUCUCUAAGUGUUUCAUCUGUUGUUAAAAUAGUGUUUACAGACGCAGUGCUUAAUUUAUUCUCUGCCGUUAUCAUACGUCACACCACAUACUGCAAAAGAAAAGGUGAGGACAUGAAUGUCAUUGCGCUUUGAGCAUGCACUGAUUGUAAAUUAAAUUGCUUAAUGCUCAACCUUCCCAUCGUUAUAGUUACAGACGGCUUUCAUUGUUAUCAAAUUUGAUGUUGUAUGCACUAUGUUGAUGAAAAAAGAAGACCUCCAAAAUCUGGUUGCUUGCUGUGAUGCAUUAUGUAUUUAUUUAUGUAUUUAUUUAUUUGAUUAUUUAUUUAUCUAUUAAUGAUUGUUUCAACAGUGAAUGUAAGGUUGUUCACUGUGCCAAAUGAGGGGAUCCUGGAGACUGUUGCGUUUUAGAAUUCUUUCUUCUCUUAACCAUUGGUAGCAUUUCUUUGCUUCAUAUAUAAAUAGACUCUUGAAGGCAGUGAAUCAUUUGCUGAACUGGAAAUAAAGUCUCUGUUGAA